Carassius carassius (crucian carp) is the source of this 4703-nucleotide messenger RNA. Its product is annotated as adhesion G protein-coupled receptor L2-like. The record is from RefSeq and is a predicted model, not a curated record. Gene Ontology annotation, biological process: brain development; adenylate cyclase-activating G protein-coupled receptor signaling pathway; cell surface receptor signaling pathway. The coding region runs from base 219 to 4577 and encodes 1452 amino acids. Gene Ontology annotation, cellular component: membrane; neuron projection. The transcript has 21 exons. NCBI's taxonomy places the organism in Eukaryota, Metazoa, Chordata, Actinopteri, Cypriniformes, Cyprinidae. Gene Ontology annotation, molecular function: G protein-coupled receptor activity; carbohydrate binding.
GGAUCUGAGAUCUACCUGAGCGCGCGAUGAGAGGCUGACUGAGAAACCCUCGCCUUUUAUUGCGUCGAUAGAUCGAUCUGCUGGGACUGUUCCUCAAUCUAUGGAGCAUGACUGGUGAAAGGUGGAGAGCAGCAGAUUGCUGAUGUCUGUGUGGCCUGCAUUCCUCUUUACAAUCUGAACUAUUGUGCAGCAUCUGGAGACACUCUCGAAUAACCAGAAUGGCUACUUCACUGUGGAAACGUCCCCUGGUGCAUGGGCUUGUGCUAGCUGUGAUUUUUAUCCAAACUUCAGAAGCGUUCAGUCGUGCAGCGCUGCCGUUCGGUCUGGUGCGGAGAGAGCUGUCCUGUGAGGGUUACCCCAUCGAUCUGCGCUGCCCGGGGAGUGAUGUCAUCAUGAUCGGAACCGCCAACUACGGCCGCACAGACAACAAGAUAUGCGACGCCGACCCCUUCCAGAUGGAGAACAUUAAUUGCUACCUCCCGGAUGCAUAUAAAAUCGUAUCUCAAAGGUGUAACAAUCGGACGCAGUGUGUUGUCAUCACUGGCUCGGAUGUCUUUCCAGAUCCAUGUCCUGGGACAUACAAGUAUCUUGAGGUCCAGUAUGAAUGUGUGCCAUAUAUUUUUAUUUGCCCUGGGACUCUGAAAGCAGUAGGAGCUCCAGCCUUUGUCUUUGAGGCUGAACAGCAAUCCGGAGCUUGGUGCAAAGACCCCCUGCAAGCAGGAGACAAGAUCUACCUCAUGCCGUGGACACCGUACCGCACUGACACGCUCAUAGAGUACGCCUCGCUCGAUGACUUGCGAAGCGGCCGACAGACGACUACCUACAAGCUUCCACAUCGCGUUGACGGAACUGGAUUUGUGGCCUAUGAUGGGGCCAUCUUCUUUAACAAGGAACGCACACGAAAUAUCGUAAAGUUUGAUUUGCGGACUCGAAUAAAGAGCGGGGAGGCCAUAGUCGCCAAUGCCAACUACCACGACACCUCGCCCUAUCGCUGGGGUGGGAAAACAGACAUUGACUUGGCGGUGGACGAGCGGGGACUGUGGGUUAUCUACGCUACAGAACAGAAUAACGGACGUAUCGUUCUCAGCCUGCUCAAUCCUUAUACUCUACGCUUUGAGGCCACGUGGGAGACCGUCUAUGACAAACGCUCGGCCUCCAAUGCCUUCAUGGUGUGCGGUAUUCUUCACGUGGUCCGCUCCACCUAUGAGGAGAAUGAAAGCGAGGCCAGUAAGAGCCAAAUUGACUAUGUGUAUAACACCAAACUAGGGCAAGGGGAGUAUGUCAAUAUACUCUUCCCUAACCAGUAUCAGUACAUUGCAGCUGUGGAUUACAACCCAAGGGAUAACCAACUAUAUGUGUGGAAUAAUUUUUACAUUCUGCGAUACAAUCUGGAGUUUGGGCCACCCGAUCCGGAAGAAGUACCAACGGUCUCUGAUGACGUUACAUCAACAGUGCAGCCGAGAAGAUCCACUCCUGCCUUCAGGACCAGCACCUCCAGCAUCACCCUGAGACCCUCGCUCAGCAUCAGCAUCACUCCUGACCCGGCCUCCUCCAGCAGACGCUUCUGUGACGGUACGGAGACCAGAGAAAUCUCCUGGCCACAGACACACCGAGGAGUCACAGUGGAGCGGCCGUGUCCUAAAGGAACGCGAGGAAUCGCUCUGUUCCUCUGCACGUCUGCCGACGGGAUCUGGAGUCCCAGAGGUCCUGAUCUCAGUAACUGCACGUCUCACUGGGUGGCACAGGUGGCACAGAAGAUCCGGAGUGGUGAGAACGCUGCGAAUCUGGCGAAUGAGUUGGCGCGUCACUCCUCGGGUCCCGUGUACGCGGGCGACGUCAGCUCCUCUGUGCGGCUCAUGGAGCAGCUGGUGGAUAUACUGGACGCUCAGCUACAGGAGCUCAAGCCCAGCGAUAAAGACACGGCCGGACGCAGCUUCAACAAGGCCAUUGUGGACACGGUUGACAACCUCCUGAGGCCAGAAGCCCUUAAAUCCUGGGAGGACAUGAAUUCCACGGAGCAAACGCAUGCUGCCACUAUGUUACUGGAUACCCUGGAGGAAGGAGCCUUUGUCCUUGCAGACAACCUGAUCGAGCCCGCAGUCGUCAGAGUGCCUGCCGACAACAUCAUGUUGGACGUGUACGUGUUGAGCACUGACGGCCAAAUUCAGGACUUCAGGUUUCCACAGACCAGCAAAAGAGGAGUCACGAUCCAGCUCUCAGCAAACAUGGUCAAACUAAACAGUAAAAACGGUGUUGCCAAGUUGGUUUUUGUCCUUUAUAAGCACUUGGGGCAUUUUCUUAGUACGGAGAACGCCACAGUGAGGCUGAUGGGAGAGGACGGAGUCAGAAACCACAGCCUGACUGUCAACUCACACAUCCUCUCCGCCUCCAUCAACAAAGAAUCCAGCCGCGUGUUCGUGUCCGAACCACUCAUCUUCACUCUCGCACAUCUGGACACUGAGAACUACUUCAAUCCAAACUGCUCAUUUUGGAACUAUUCUGAGACUAGCAUGACGGGAUACUGGUCGACACAAGGCUGCAAACUCCUCGCCACAAACAAGACUCACACCACUUGCUCCUGCAGUCACCUGACGAACUUUGCAAUCCUGAUGGUCCAUCGAAAUGCACACGCGGGUGUGGGAAGCGUUCACGAGCUCCUGCUGACAGUUAUCACACGAAUGGGCAUCGGUGUUUCGCUUGUCUGCCUUGCCAUUAGCAUCUUCACCUUCUGCUUCUUCCGCGGCCUCCAGAGUGAUCGAAACACCAUCCACAAGAACCUCUGCAUCAAUCUCUUCAUCGCAGAGCUUCUGUUUCUUGUGGGCAUCAACAUGACCGACCCUCCGAUUGUGUGCUCUGUGAUUGCUGGAGUUCUGCAUUUCUUCUUUCUUUCUGCAUUUGCCUGGAUGUGUUUGGAGGCCGUUCAAUUGUUCCUCAUGCUUGUGGAGGUCUUUGAGAGUGAAUUCUCCAGACGAAAAUACUAUUACGCAUCUGGCUACAUGUUCCCUUGUGUGGUGGUUGGCAUUUCGGCAGCCAUUGACUAUAAGAGCUAUGGGACGAGGAAAGCCUGUUGGUUGAGGGUUGAUAAUCAUUUUAUUUGGAGUUUCAUUGGCCCUGUAACGUUCAUCAUUUUGCUCAAUCUCAUCUUUCUGGUGGUGACUGUGUACAAGAUGGUAAAGCACUCAAUGUCUAUGAAACCUGAUUCCAGUCGACUGGAAAGCAUACGGUCCUGGGUGUUUGGUGCGUUUGCACUGCUGUGUCUGGUUUGUCUGACGUGGUUGUUCGGCCUGUUUUUCUUGAACGACUCUUCAGUAAUCAUGGCGUACCUCUUCACCAUCUUCAACACUUUACAAGGGAUGUUCAUCUUCAUCUUCCACUGUCUUCUGCAGAAGAAGGUGCGUAAAGAGUACAGUAAGUGUUUCCGGCAGUCUCAGUGCUGUACUGGUCUUCCUGCUGAAGGAUCUCAUGGGGUUAAUAAAACCUCGGCCUCCAGGUCCACUGCUCGAUAUUCAUCUGCUACACAGAGCCGCAUCAGGAGCAUGUGGAACGACACUGUGAGGAAACAGUCAGAGUCGUCCUUCAUCUCUGGAGAUAUCAACAGCACUUCCACUCUAAACCAAGGAAUGACCAGCAACUAUCUGCUAACUAACCCUCUCCUCAGGCCUCACGACACUAACAACCGCUAUAACAACCUUCUUGCCGAAACCAUCGUCUGCAACACCCCUUCUCCAGGCCAGCACUCAUUAACUAACAGCCGGGAUGUCAGCACCAUGGACACGCUCCCUCUCAACGACAACAUCAACAACAGUUACUCACCGCGAGAGGACGACUACGAAGACCCCGCUUUGUGCUUCCCACCCGGUGACGCUUUGGAUGACACUGCCUUUGAGAAGAUGAUCAUCUCCGAGCUGGUUCACAACAACCUGAGGCCUCGUCGGCCACCACAAAACCAAACCAGCUCAAAAUGCCAACCAGCGUCUGACAGCAGCCUCCAGGGUCCGCAGGAAACCUUAGAAGUGGCUGUCGGGAUUAGAAACCGGAGUGAAGAUGAUGCCAUAAUUGCCGACACCUCCGUUUUGCCACCAUCCUCUAGCCACCCGGCCCUAGAGCUUCUUCUCCUUCAUCCAAACGACCGGGAGGCCCUCGAAUCCCCGCUUUUGCCCCAACAAACUCAUUCGCUUCUUUACAGCGCUCAAAAGGCAUCCCAACAGGCUGUCAAACUGCAGAAGGACUGCAGAAAGGCAGAAGAGGAUGAGGAGAGCGCGAAAGAGAUAGACAACGCACCCUCUCCAAAUAACAGGGACUCGUUAUUCACAAGCAUGCCCAAUCUCAGAGACUCUCAGUCCUCUGAAUCCCCCGACCUUGUCAGCGGACAGGAUGAGGGUUCUCCUCGCUCAUCCGCCCAAAGCGAAACUGAGGAACAAUGCUACAAGAGCUUGCCCGACCUGGGAGACAGGACUCAACCACUUUCCUACUAUCAGAUUAGCCGUCGAGGCACUAGCGAGGGCUGUAUUGGCCCCGGGCUCCCCGAGGGCGAAGUCUCUAGCGAUGGACAGAUGCAGCUCAUCACCAGCCUCUGAGCCAAGAAUGUUCCCUUUUCCUUCGUUUUAUUCUUUUGCUUCUCCCAUCCACAGACAACACCAAGACAGGACUGGUCAAUGGCACAAUGAAUUUUUUUAUAGUAAUCGAACUGAUGGUCUGGUCAA